Messenger RNA from Trachemys scripta elegans, 5205 nucleotides. RefSeq names its product zinc finger protein 260-like. Gene Ontology annotation, biological process: regulation of immune system process; negative regulation of transcription by RNA polymerase II; regulation of cytokine production. The record is from RefSeq and is a predicted model, not a curated record. NCBI's taxonomy places the organism in Eukaryota, Metazoa, Chordata, Testudines, Emydidae. The coding region runs from base 1502 to 3787 and encodes 761 amino acids. The transcript is spliced from 4 exons.
UUUAAGGUGCCACCAGACUCUUUGUUGUUUUUGUAGAUACAGACUAACACCCCCUGAUACUGGGGGCUGAUGGGGCAUUGUGCUAAACGAAUCGUAACGAAUAACGAAGUGAUCCCACUGGCCGAGUUCGAAACGUCCUGAGUUCUGGGGGCUCUGCCUCUUCCCGGGGACCUGCGAAUGUUUUUUAAACUGGUUUGUUGUGGCCUCUGCGUCUUUAUGAUGCACAAAGGAGAUUUGUACGUUAUUGUUCUGCUUGUUUUUCUGUUGGAACGAGGGGCUGGUCUCCCUGGGGGUCUCUGGCUGACCGGAGAGCGCCCAGACUGACUGCCCGAGUGGGGAGCGCUGAGCCUUGGGGUGAGCGUAGGGUAAUAAACCAGACCGACCUGCUAGAUCGGGAUUAGAGGUGCCCUGCGAGCGAAGCCCUGCUAAGAAGGGGGCAGUGGCUAUUUAAAACACGGUGGAGUCUGUUUUGUGGUGCCGGCACCUGUUUAACUCCAAUGCCCAAGGAAGACUUGCGAGAAAAGCUCUCUGAGCUAAAGUUUGGCUCAGUGCCACCUGCCCUCCCAGGAGAGGCUGAGAAGCUCAUGCCACGUUUCUCAGUCCACCCAAAGAUCAGGGAAGAGGAGACUUGAUAUUCCUGAUGUAGCUGUAAGGUAAAAAACAAGCAGACCCCUGCCCCCUUCCUGUUCUGUUCUAGUCUCUCUGCCCUUUAUGCAUCAUGAGAAAGGGCAGAAGUCCAAUUUUUUCCGCUUUGCAGAUUUGCACCUUUAAGUUUAGCCCGAGUGAGCCUGCUGCGAACUCUCUCCCCUGGGAUCUCUCCCUCCCCUGCAGCUGCAUGUUCUCAUCAAGACACCGGCCGGGCGGGUCUGCGUGCCGGCCGGGCGGGUCUGCGUGCCGGCCGGGUAGAUCAGGAGCUACUCUCAGCCAGGCACAGACCAGGGCUGGACGCGGUAAUUGGCAGUAUUACGGUGACGCUCUAAUGGCCCUAGAUCAGGGUCCCAUUUUGGUGGGCUCUGGAUAUACCCAGAGUCAGAGAUAGCCCCGCCCCCAGGUGCUUAUAGGCAAAUCUAAAUAACCCAGACAAAGGUAGGGAGGAGGUAAGAGUUAACCUCCCAUUUGGCCACUGGAGAUACUAAGUGACACACCCAGGGUCACACGGGGAGUCUGUGGCAGAACCAGGCACUGCCUGAGGUCCCCUGAGCGCCAGCCCACCCCGUGCCCACCAGGCCAGCCUUCCUGAGCAGUUGCCCCACCCCUCAUAGGACAAGCUUAGGACACCCCCAGGCUUGAAGCCACAUGGGGCUGGUUCGCAGAAGAUCAGAGAUAGAACCUAUCUCGGGGAAGGUAAAGGGAGGUGACUCAACCGGCCGUGGGGCCCUAGGCUGUGGGGUGAGUGGGGCAGCUUGGAGGACGUGACCAUGUACGGUGCCCACAGACUCCCCUCCCGCCUGCCCCCAUUGAGGAUGGUGGAUAAAGAUGCCACUGAAUCCGUAGGUCCCGAAUGGGGACUCUUCUUGUGUUUCAGGCCCUGGUGUCGUUCGAGGACGUGGCGGUCUAUUUCUCCCCGGAGGAGUGGGCGGCGUUAGCCGAAUGGCAGCGGGAGCUGUACCGGGACGUGAUGAUGGAGAAUUACGAGCUCAUUGCCUCGCUGGGUUCUGCAGGCCCCAAACCGGAAAUGAUCUGUAAAAUGGAGCGAGGGGAAGAGCCACACGCCACCGCUCCCCAGGGCGAGAGGGACAGAGGAAUCCUGGACGCCCCCAGCACAGCUGGCUGGGGAAGGUGUGUCAAGGAGGAGCUGUCUGUGGAGGGCUACAACGACCAGUGGGUGCCACACACGUCGCUGGCCGGGGGAGCCGAGGGGUUUGUGCUGGAAUAUCCUGCCCUGUGGUGCGAGGUGAAGCAGAGGGACCUGGCGGGAGACGCCCCCCAGCAAUCCCCGGAGUGGGAGGGGAGGGACGGUGCGUUCCUGGGCGGCACACUGGCCAUGAUCCACCCGGGGAGCGAGGGCCCCCUCAUCUGCUGCGAGUGCGGGAAGAGCUUUGAUGACGAGGCCUCACUGAGCGCCCACCAGCGCCUGCACCCGGGCGCCGGGCCCCACGAGUGCCGGGCCUGCGGGAAGAGCUUCCGUCACCGCCGCAACCUCUUGACCCACAAGAAGCGGCGGGGGAAGAGCCGGCACGCCUGCACCGAGUGCGGGAAAAGCUUCUGCCUCAAGGGCGACCUGCUGCGGCACCGGGCGGGGCACGCGGGCGAGGGCGGGCACGCCUGCAGCCUGUGCGGGGAGAGUUUCCGCCACAAGAGGAACCUGCUGGCCCACAGGAAGGAGCACGUCGGGGACACGCCCCACCGGUGCCCCGAGUGCGGGCAGAGCUUCGGCGACCCGGCCAGCCUGGCCCAGCACGAGGCGGCGCACCGCGAGGAGAGGCCCUUCGUCUGCGCCCGCUGCGACCGCAGCUUCAGCUGGAAGGAGAGCCUGAUGAUCCACCAGCGCAGCCACCCGCAGGAGCGCUCCCACAAGUGCGCCGACUGCGGCCGCAGCUUCAGCCGCAACGGGAACCUCCUCAUGCACCAGCGGGUGCACACCGGGGAGCGGCCCUACGCCUGCCCCGAGUGCGACCGCACCUUCUGCAACAAGGCCAACCUCAUGGCCCACCGGAAGCUGCACCGGCGCUUCAAGCCCUACGCCUGCACCCAGUGCGGGAGGAGCUUCAGCUUCAAGACCAAGCUGCUCCUCCAUCAGCGAGCCCACGCUGCCGAGCGGCCGUUCACGUGCACAGAGUGCGGGAAGAGCUUCCAGCACCGGGGAAACCUCAUCACUCACCUGCGGGUGCACACGGGCGAGAAGCCCUUCACCUGCACCGAGUGCGGCAAGAGCUUCAGCCAGAAGGGCGACCUGAUGCGACACCAGCGCAUUCACACGGGCGAGAAGCCCUUCGAAUGCAACGUGUGCGGGAAGAGCUUCUGCUCCAAGCAGACCUUCAUCCUGCACCAGCGCAUCCACACCGGCGAGAAGCCCUUCUCCUGCACCGAGUGCGGCAAGUGCUUCAACCGCAAGGCCAACUUCAUCACCCACCAGAAGAUCCACCGCGGGGAGCGCCCCUUCGUCUGCGCCGAGUGCGGCAAGGGCUUCUGCGCCAAGAAGACCUUUAUCCUGCACCAGAAGAUCCACAUCGGGGACCGGCCCUUCGGCUGCUCCGAGUGCGGCAAGAGCUUCAGCCGCAACGGGGAUCUGACCCGGCACCAGCGCAUCCACACCGGGGAGCGGCCCUUCGCCUGCGCCGACUGCGGCAAGUGCUUCAGCCACAACGGGGAGCUGAUCAAGCACCAGCGCAUCCACACCGGCGAGAAGCCCUUCACCUGCACCGAGUGCGGCAAGAGCUUCAACCGCAAGGGCACCCUCAUCACCCACCAGCGCAUCCACACCGGGGAGCGCCCCUUCGUCUGCGCCGAGUGCGGCAAGACCUUCAACCUGAAGACCACGCUGAUGAAGCAUAAGCGGAUCCACACGGGGGAGCGGCCCUUCACCUGCGUGGAGUGCGGCAAGAGCUUCAAGUACAAGGGCAACCUGCGGACACACCACCUCACCCACACGGUGGAGCGGGUCUACCCCUGCACCGAGUGCGGGAAGAUCUUCAGCCACAAGAAGGAGCUGACGGUGCACCAGGCCGUCCACACGGAGGAGAGACUCUUGUCCUGCUAUGGAGACGGGGAGUCGUUCAACCCCUUCCUCCAGAUGCACCCGCUCCUACUGUCUGUGCCCCAAGCCAAGUGCCUCUGGAAGCCGUAACGCCAUGUACGUAAGGCGGGAGUUACAGAAAUGCUACGUCCCCUGAGCAGGAGCAGAGGAGGAACAAUGCUGUAAUUUAGGAUUUGGACAUGCCGUGGUGCUGUACAGUGUGCUGAUGAAAUAACCGGCUCCCUGCCACAGGGAGCAACCAGGCUGAAGGCCUGCGCCGACGAACCAACCGUGCAUCCCUAAGGAAAACCCAACUGCACAUUCCCUACACAACGCAGCUCCAGUUCAAAUGCACACGCAGGCUCGAGUCUUGCCCUGAAGGAUGCCAAAGCUGUUGUACUAAUUCCAUUUGCUGGGUGGGAAAUACCCCCAGAGGUGCUAGAGAGAACGUCUGACACGGGGGAUGGGAGAUUUCUGGGAAGGGACCUGUGGUUUAUGGAGCAGCGCUUGGAAAUGACACGGCCUGGGUUAACCGAUGUGGGAUCUACAUCUUACUACUGAGAGGAGCUGUCGGUGCUGGCAGGACUCUCCAGCCGGUUCCUGUGUGGAGCAAACAUAGCAGCGGUGUUCUGGCGAAGGCCAGUGGUUUCUCAGGGUGGGGGGUGCUGUGCUGUGUGGUGGUGUUAGGUCAGGCCCAGUGGGUAGUUGGGGGGUGGGCGAGGCUUUGCUACUGCGCUGUGGUUAUGGCUUAUGCCAGCAGCUCCUCAGUGGAACUACUGGACAGACCUGACGGACGGCGCCUGUUCCAGCCGGGCCGGUGACAGUCUGGGAAAUGAAAGAAAAUCUCAGUUGAGUGUGGACUUGAGAACUCCAGGUGCAAGGCCCUGGAGCAAUAAUUACUGUAGUGCUGUUUACUCUCUCUUCUCUUACUGACUCUAUUUACUCACCAGGAGUGUGCACUGGGCUUCACAACCGAGUACGGCCUGAUCCCUGACCUGAGAGGUGACCAUCUCACGGAGACCACCUAGCGAUCUUACAGCGAAUCACAGAGUCGUAGGGUGGGAGGGAUCUCGAGAGGUCAUCUAGUCCAGUCCCCUGCACUCACGGCAGGACUAAGUAUUAUCUAGACCAUCCCUGACGGGUUUGUCCAACCUGUGCUUAAAACCCUCCAGUGCCAGAGAAUAGUUACAGCUGGAAAAGACCUAUUGGUCAUUUUGCACAUUCCUAGCCAAUGCAGGGUCGGUCUCUACUCUGUAUGUUCUAGGAAUGUGUCCAGCCUAUUGUUAAACGUCUCCAGCGAUGGGUCUUCCCUCGCUCCCUUGUGAGGUCUGUGCACGCUCCAAUAGACACUAACUACUUCUCAUCUUGUAUAAAAGGACUUGGGUUUAGUUGCUAGUUUGUAGUUAGGAAAAGGGUCAUUUUAAAGUUAACAUUUGUCGUUCUCCGUGUGGCUAUCCUAGAAUCCUAGUCGUUAGAUUUGGAAAAGAACUAAUAAGUCUUCUAAUAAAAUCUAGUACUUCUCCCUGCCA